Haliotis rufescens (red abalone) is the source of this 1419-nucleotide messenger RNA. RefSeq lists its product as uncharacterized. The record is from RefSeq and is a predicted model, not a curated record. Bases 1 to 1419 code for a protein of 472 amino acids. The transcript is spliced from 4 exons. Lineage: Eukaryota; Metazoa; Mollusca; Gastropoda; Lepetellida; Haliotidae.
AUGGAGGCAUCAGAGGCGUAUGUGUCCUGCGCUGGGGGGGAUAAUAGACCCGCGUCCUCGACUCAGCCUGUCGCGGACCUCAAGGCUCGCCCUGUCGUCAACCGAGACAGUGUUACCAUGAACCGAUUGAAGUUCCCUUACUACAACACUGGGUUCCCUUACUACAACUCCAGGUUCCCUUACUACAACACUGGGUUCCCUUACAACAACACUGGGUUCCCUUACUUCAACACUGGGUUCCCUUACUACAACACUGGGUUCCCUUACUACAACACUGGGUUCCCUUACUACAACACUGGGUUCCCUUACUACAACACCGGGUUCCCUUACUACAACUCCAGGUUCCCUUACUACAACUCCAGGUUCCCUUACUACAACUCCAGGUUCCCUUACUACAACACUGGGUUCCCUUACUACAACUCCAGGUUCCCUUACUACAACACUGGGUUCCCUGACUACAACACUGGGUUCCCUUACUACAACACUGGGUUCCCUUACUUCAACACUGGGUUCCCUUACUACAACACUGGGUUCCCAUACUACAACACUGGGUUCCCUUACUACAACUCCAGGUUCCCUUACUACAACACUGGGUUCCCUUACUACAACUCCAGGUUCCCUUACUACAACACUGGGUUCCCUUACAACAACACUGGGUUCCCUUACUUCAACACUGGGUUCCCUUACUACAACACUGGGUUCCCUUACUACAACACUGGGUUCCCUUACUACAACACUGGGUUCCCUUACAACAACACUGGGUUCCCUUACUACAACACCGGGUUCCCUUACUACAACACUGGGUUCCCUUACUACAACACUGGGUUCCCUUACUACAACACUGGGUUCCCUUACUACAACACUGGGUUCCCUUACUACAACUCCAGGUUCCCUUACUACAACACUGGGUUCCCUUACUACAACUCCAGGUUCCCUUACUACAACACUGGGUUCCCUUACUACAACACUGGGUUCCCUUACUACAACACUGGGUUCCCUUACUUCAACACUGGGUUCCCUUACUACAACACUGGGUUCCCAUACUACAACACUGGGUUCCCUUACUACAACACUGGGUUCCCUUACUACAACACUGGGUUCCCUUACUACAACACCGGGUUCCCUUACAACAACACUGGGUUCCCUUACUACAACACUGGGUUCCCUUACUACAACACCGGGUUCCCUUACAACAACACUGGGUUCCCUUACUACAACACUGGGUUCCCUUACUACAACUCCAGGUUCCCUUACUACAACACCGGGUUCCCUUACUACAACUCCAGGUUCCCUUACUACAACACCGGGUUCCCUUACUACAACACUGGGUUCCCUUACUACAACACUGGGUUCCCUUACUACAACACUGGGUUCCCUUAUUACAUUGAUUCUGAGUCAGGAUUUCCCUGGUCAUUCUGA